Molecule: messenger RNA, 1254 nt
Organism: Rotaria socialis
Lineage: Eukaryota; Metazoa; Rotifera; Eurotatoria; Philodinida; Philodinidae
Source: the annotation of a GenBank genome assembly
AUGUUUAUUCUAACAAGUUCAGCGGCUAGUUUUGAAAUCAUUUAUGGCAUUCGUACGCAUUCAAAUGCGUUAAUAGCUGAUGGAUUGUAUUCAUUUGCUGAAGGUCUUUGUUUAAUUGGUGUUAUGUUAGUUCUUCAUUAUUCAGAUACUGUGCCAAAUGAACACAAACAUAAUACAUUUGGUUAUGAACGUUCAGAAUUAUUGUUUGGUCUUGUACAAGAAGUAUUUCUUCUAUCAAUAUCAUUGGGCGUUAUAGUUGAUGCUGUGAAUAAUUUGUUUAAUCCUGUACAUGUGCAUGAUCCAAAAGUAUUGAUUAUUCUUGGUGUAAGUGGCGUAUUUAUUGGUAUACUUGGGAUGAUUAUGUUUCGGGGUUAUCUUCAUAAUCAUGAUAUAAAAGAAGAAAUAAAUGAAAAGAGAAAACGAGAAUUUUUAUCGUUCUCCAAAAAACAUAUGAAAAAUUUAAAAAGAAUACCUACUCUAUCGAAUCCCAAAGAAUCUCUUGAAACUCCGUUAAUGAUCAAACAAUCACAAGAUGAAAUUACGGAUCACCGAAAGAAAGCUAAAACUUCAUCGAAAAGUGUUGAGCAACAUCCGCCAGAUCUUGAUGCUUUUGCCUACGAAAAUGUUGAUAUGGAAGUGUCAAGAGUAUAUGCCACUUUACAUGCUUUAUGUUUACAUUCGUUUGUUAUUUUUUUGGAGCCAAUCAUUGUUAUUAUAUCGGGCUUGAUGAUUCACUUUAUUCCACAGAUAGAUUCUCUAACAGGCAACGAAAUCAAUGUUUGGUUAAAAUAUGUUGAUCCCAUAUUAACACUUAUAAUGGUUAUUCUUGUUGCUGUACAUGCAAUACCUGUUAUACUUUCUAUAAGUGCAGUUUUAAUUGAAAAUGUUCCCGACGGUAUCGAUACGCAAAAGUUAAUGAACGAGAUAAUUACUGCUGUACCAGCAAUUAAAAGUAUACAUAGCUUUCAUAUUUGGAGAGCAACUCCAAAAGAAAUCUAUGCAUCAUUACAUAUUGUAUGUGAUGAAGAUACCAUGUUAAGUACGUGCACAAAUGCAUAUGGUAAAGAUGUACAAAAAGUGUUGAAAAAUUAUUGUAUUCGAUACUUUACGCUACAAUUCGAAUAUGCAACAUCGCCUAAAUUGGAACAAAUAAAUGCGUAUGAUUGUGCUUAUGGAUUAUAUAGAAAACGACGUGGUCACACACUUGACGAAUCCAUGUUAAAAUUGGCAAAAGAUGCCAUAGUUCAUAUAUAA